GCCACACCCAGGACUUGUUUCUCCUUGUCUGGGAGAGGCAACUUCUCUGCCUCUGAAGGAACUUGUUUGGCCUCUCCAACCCGGACUGGGAGAGUUGGCAAGUUAGCACCACGUGUCUGUCUCGCAAAUGGCUGGCGUAGAAGCAUAACCCGUCUUCACUCUUCGGAUCUGUGCUUGGUUCUUCGCUUGCACCCUGGGACUCGCGAUCGUCAUGCGGUGCUGUGCGCCGCGGGAGGAACUGAUCACCCGCACAGCCUGGAUCUCACUGCAUUUUGGACAUGACUGAGCCUUUUCAAUGGGCCAGAUAUCACUGGCAGCGGCUGAUGGGCAGUACAAAUCGGGACGAUGACGAGAGGCCAUACAGCUACUCCUCGCUGCUUGCCUGUGGGGGCAAGUCCUCUCAGACCCCGAGACUGGCAGGAAGGCACCGGGUUGUUGUUCCCCACCUCCAGCCCUUCAAGGAAGAGUAUGAAAAGUUCUGUGCAACCUACGUAAAUAACCGAAUACGAACAACAAAGUACACACUUCUGAAUUUUGUGCCAAGAAAUUUAUUUGAACAAUUUCACAGAGCUGCCAAUUUGUAUUUCCUGUUCCUAGUCGUCCUGAACUGGGUGCCUUUGGUAGAAGCCUUCCAAAAGGAAAUUACGAUGCUGCCUCUGGUGGUGGUCCUUACAAUUAUUGCAAUUAAAGAUGGCUUGGAGGAUUACCGAAAAUACAAAAUUGACAAACAGAUCAACAACUUGGUAACUAAAGUCUACAGUAGGAAAGAGAAAAAAUACCUUGAUCGAUGCUGGAAAGAUGUUACUGUUGGGGAUUUUAUUCGCCUUUCCUGUAACGAGGUCAUUCCUGCAGAUAUGGUCUUACUCUUUUCCACGGAUCCAGAUGGAAUCUGUCAUAUUGAGACUUCUGGUCUUGACGGAGAGAGCAAUUUAAAACAGAGGCAGGUGGUUCGAGGAUAUGCAGAGCAGGACUCUGAAGUUGAUCCUGAGAAAUUCUCCAGUAGGAUAGAAUGUGAAAGUCCAAACAAUGACCUCAACAGAUUUCGAGGCUUCCUAGAACAUUCCAACAAAGAACGUGUGGGUCUCAGUAAAGAAAAUUUAUUGCUUAGAGGAUGCACCAUUAGAAACACAGAGGCUGUCGUGGGCAUUGUGGUUUAUGCAGGCCAUGAAACCAAAGCAAUGCUGAACAACAGCGGUCCCAGGUAUAAACGCAGCAAAUUAGAAAGAAGAGCAAAUACAGAUGUCCUCUGGUGUGUUCUGCUUUUGGUUAUUAUGUGUUUAACUGGUGCACUGGGUCAUGGAAUCUGGUUGAGUAGAUACAAAAACAUACCCUUUUUUCAUAUUCCUGAGCCUGAUGGACGUGUCAUAUCACCAGUGUUGGCAGGAUUCUAUAUGUUUUGGACCAUGAUCAUUUUGUUACAGGUCCUGAUUCCCAUUUCUCUCUAUGUUUCUAUUGAAAUUGUGAAGCUUGGACAAAUAUAUUUUAUUCAAAGUGAUGUGGAUUUCUACAAUGAGAAAAUGGACUCUACUGUUCAGUGCCGAGCCCUGAAUAUCACCGAGGAUCUUGGACAGAUUCAGUACCUCUUUUCUGAUAAGACAGGAACCCUCACAGAGAAUAAGAUGGUUUUUCGAAGAUGCAGUGUGGCAGGCUUUGAUUAUGGUCAUGAAGAAAAUGCCAAGAGGUUAGAGUCCUAUCAGGAAGCUGUCUCUGAAGAUGAGGAUUUUGCAGACACUCCCGAUGGCUCUCUCAGCAAUAUGGCAAGACCGAGGGCCCCCAGCUGCAGGACGGUUCAUAAUGGGCCUUUGGGAAGUAAAUCCUCGAGUCAUCUGGCUGGGAGCUGUUCGGCUCUGGGAAGUGGAGAAGGAGCCAGCGAAGUGCCUCGUUCCAGACAGGCUGCUUUCAGUAGCCCCAUUGAAACAGAUGUGGUACCAGACACCAGGCUUUUGGACAAAUUUAGUCAGAUUACACCUCAGCUCUUCAUCCCGCUAGAUGAGUCUGUCCCAAAGCCACCGUCAGAAACUCUCUACAUCAUCGACUUCUUCAUUGCCUUGGCGAUUUGCAACACAGUAGUGGUUUCUGCCCCUAACCAACCAAGACAAAAGAUCAGACUCUCUUCGCUAAGUGGAAUGCCCAUUAAGUCUUUGGAAGAGAUUAAAAAUCUUUUUCAGAGAUUGUCUGUCCGAAGAUCGAGUUCACCAUCUCUUGCCAGUGGGAAAGAGCCCUCGUCUGGGGUCCCCAGUGCCUUUGUGAGCAGACUCCCUCUCUUCAGCCGAAUGAAACUGGCUUCCCCCGUGGAGGAAGAGGUCUCCCAUGCUGGCGAGAGCCCUCAGGGCUCUGGUAGCGCAGCCUGCCCUACAGAAGCAGAGAAACAAAACGGUGAUGCAGGCGUCACCAGUGUCCAGGCGGAUGCCCCCGCCGGACAGCCCGUGGCCUCCCACCUGUGUUACGAGGCCGAGAGCCCAGACGAAGCGGCGCUGGUGUAUGCCGCCAGGGCUUACCAAUGCACUUUACAGUCCCGGACACCAGAGCAGGUCAUGGUGGACUUUGCUGCUUUGGGACCAUUAACAUUUCAACUUCUGCACAUCCUGCCCUUCGACUCAGUAAGAAAAAGAAUGUCCGUUGUGGUCCGACACCCCCUGUCCAACCAAGUUGUGGUGUAUACGAAGGGUGCGGAUUCUGUAAUCAUGGAAUUGCUCUCCGAAGCUUCCCCAGAUGGAGCCAGUCUGGAAAAACAGCAGGUGCUAAUAAGGGAGAAAACCCAGAAGCACUUGGACGACUAUGCCAAGCGAGGCCUACGCACUUUAUGUAUAGCAAAGAAGGUCAUGAGUGACACUGAAUAUGCAGAGUGGCUGAGGAAUCAUUUUUUAGCUGAAACCAGCAUUGACAACAGGGAAGAGUUACUACUUGAAUCUGCCAUGAAGUUGGAAAACCAACUAACCUUACUUGGUGCUACGGGCAUUGAAGACCGUCUGCAGGAGGGAGUCCCCGAGUCUGUAGAAGCCCUUCACAAAGCCGGCAUCAAGAUCUGGAUGCUGACGGGGGACAAGCAGGAGACAGCUGUCAACAUCGCUUACGCGUGCAAACUGCUGGAGCCAGAGGACAAGCUCUUUAUCCUCAAUACCCAAAGUAAAGAUGCCUGCGAGAUGCUGAUGGGCACAAUUCUGAAAGAACUUCAGAAGAACCCAGCCUCUCCAGAGCAAGCAUCAUUACGGGAGGGCAUCCCCCCGCCUCCCGCCCCCCACGACUGCAGGCUGCGGGCCGGACUCAUUAUCACGGGGAAGGCCCUGGAGUUUGCCCUGCAGGAGAGUCUGCAGAAGCAGUUCCUGGAGCUGACUGCCUGCUGCCAAGCGGUGGUCUGCUGCCGAGCCACGCCCCUGCAGAAAAGCGAGGUGGUGAAAUUGGUGCGCAACCACCUGCGGGUGAUGACCCUGGCCAUUGGUGAUGGAGCCAAUGACGUUAGCAUGAUACAAGUGGCAGACAUUGGGAUAGGGAUCUCUGGUCAAGAGGGCAUGCAGGCUGUGAUGGCCAGUGACUUUGCCGUUUCUCAGUUUAAGCAUCUCAGCAAGCUCCUCCUUGUUCACGGGCACUGGUGUUACACACGGCUUUCCAACAUGAUUCUCUAUUUUUUCUACAAGAAUGUGGCCUAUGUGAACCUCCUUUUCUGGUACCAGUUCUUUUGUGGGUUUUCAGGAACAUCCAUGACUGACUACUGGGUUUUGAUCUUCUUCAACCUCAUUUUCACAUCUGCCCCUCCCGUCAUUUAUGGUGUUUUGGAGAAAGAUGUGUCUGCGGAGACCCUCCUGCAGUUGCCUGAACUUUACAAGAGUGGCCAGGAGUCAGAGGCAUAUUUACCUCUCACCUUCUGGAUCACCUUGUUGGAUGCCUUUUAUCAAAGCUUGGUCUGCUUCUUUGUGCCUUACUAUACCUACCAGGGCUCAGACAUUGACAUCUUCACGUUUGGAAACCCCCUGAACACAGUUGCUCUGUUCAUCAUUCUCCUUCACCUGGUCAUUGAAAGCAAGAGUUUGACUUGGAUCCACAUGCUGGUCAUCGUUGGUAGCAUCUUGACCUAUUUUGUCUUUGCCUUGGCUUUUGGAGCCACGUGUGUAACUUGCAACCCACCCGCCAACCCCUACUGGAUUAUGCAGGAGCACAUGCUGGAUCCGGUGUUCUACUUAGUUUGUGUCCUCACCACCUUUGUUGCCCUUCUGCCCAGGUUUACAUACCGAGUUCUUCAGGGAUCCCUGUUUCCAUCUCCACUUCUGAGGGCUCAGCACUUUGACAGACUGACUCCGGAGGAGAGGAUUGAAGCCUUUAAGAAGUGGAAAGGAACUAGAAAGAUGGCUCAUGUGACACCUAAGUAUGCUGACCACUCAGCAGCCAAGUCAGAGGGAAGAUCCACAUGUGGCCCCGCUGUCUUUGGAAUGAUGUCAGCACCAUCUUGUGCUGGUGAGCCAGGAAACUCAUCUGUCUGUGAAACUGUGUUAGACUCGGGCUAUUCUGAAACUAAGACCUCAGGGAUGGCUGAACCCUCAAAGGGUUAAGAAAGCAGGAUACAUUCUUUGGAGCUGCAAGUAUCCCUUCAACUUUGGAAGAGGGAAUUUGAAGAGGCACCUCUACCAAGCAAGAAUGACUUGGACCUUUUCUUCAGGGUCAUGAACAUUUUACUUGCUUGAAAAAGCCAAUGUGAUGUCCUUUAGUGUAUGUUUUACAUUUGACCUGGACUGAGUUUAGGUAGGUAAAAUAUUUAAUUCAGAGUCAAGUGCUUUUAUGAAACAUUUUGGUGUUGUAAAAGCAUUUUAAUGGUCUUAGACAUAUAAAUGUUUUCAAGGAGAUUCUUUUGAGAUAUACUUAUUUUGCUGAGAGAUCUCAGAUUCCAGAGAAAUGUUUGGAAUGAGCAGACUCCAAUCCGAUUUUUUUAAUUAAGAAAAAAAGCAAAGUAUUUUUAGAUUGAUUAGGUAGAAUUCCAAGAGUUCUACAUGGGAAAAAAAAUGUUAUAAAUGAUUAAUUUCCAGAGGAAAGAAUUCCAAAGCCUUUUAAACAACAAUGUACCUAAAAUAGGAUAACAGUGAUACUAUUUAAAAUAUAGUUAGUUAUUAUGAAUAGUAUUUUAUUUCCUAAGAGAAGAUGCCUUUGGGCUUCUGGCUGAAGAUGCUAGGCAUACCGCUCUGCUCAUCUCAGUGUUCCCCUGCGCUGGGAAGGGGCCGGGGGAGGCCAGGGUCUAUCAGGCAAUGGAAGCCAGCUUCAGUCGAAGGAAGACCUCUCUUGAGGUCUCCCUGUGUGCAGAUGGUAAUUGGGAAACAAAAGCCAUGGGUGAGAAAGGCAGAAGCAGCUGAGCCCAUGGCCCAUUUGGCAAUUUCCUGUAUUCUCACAUUGACAAUACUGAUCAGAAUGAGACAAUCAGUUUCAAAACACUUCAAGAGACCACUUGAGGAUUCAUAAUCCCUGCAAUACCAUACAACUUUUCAGGUGUUGUAACUUUUCAAAAUGAGGUAUGAAUUGACACUAACACAGGUGGUUCUCAGAAGGAUUCCAUGAGGUUCUUAGAAAAAUUUGUUUAUUAACACAUUUUAGAACAGGCAUAUCUAUAGCAGGUUAACUGCUGUUGCAGAUCAUGUAUACUGGUUUUAGUUGGAAAAAGAAAUAGUUUAUCCCAAGUAAGGCCAGCUGUUAUUAUAAGACUGUGUAUUCUCGUUAAGUUCUUUUAAAACUGUAUCUGUUCAUUUGAAAGUUGUCAGCCGCCAGUCACCUGGAAUUUCCUUCAUGAAAUCUCCUUGCUAUUGCUCUGUUUCUAUGUCAACAUUGUCUUAAUGGCAAUUAAACUAGAAAUAUUACUCUCAGGGCUUUAUCUUCUCCCUGCUGCCUACUGUCCUGGCCUGAUGUUUUUGGAGCCUUCAGAUAUUAUUGCAAAUCGUCUUUUAUAUAGACUUUCCAGAACAUGCAAAAUGUCACAUAGCUAAUGGAAGUUGCUCUCUGCUUCCUUAUAGUUCUUUUUUUUAAUAAACUGUUUAAUAAAUCAUGUGUACUGAAAAACUGU
Molecule: messenger RNA, 6037 nt
Organism: Pteronotus mesoamericanus
Lineage: Eukaryota; Metazoa; Chordata; Mammalia; Chiroptera; Mormoopidae
Gene: ATP10D
Product: ATPase phospholipid transporting 10D (putative)
Exons: 24
Coding region: 279-4544 (1421 amino acids)
Biological process (GO): phospholipid translocation
Cellular component (GO): plasma membrane
Molecular function (GO): ATP binding; ATP hydrolysis activity; magnesium ion binding
Source: RefSeq, a predicted model, not a curated record